Messenger RNA from Sebastes umbrosus (honeycomb rockfish), 3291 nucleotides. It is a transcript of the gene ncoa4, whose product is annotated as nuclear receptor coactivator 4. Gene Ontology annotation, biological process: response to hormone; intracellular iron ion homeostasis. Gene Ontology annotation, molecular function: transcription coactivator activity. The transcript has 11 exons. NCBI's taxonomy places the organism in Eukaryota, Metazoa, Chordata, Actinopteri, Perciformes, Sebastidae. The record is from RefSeq and is a predicted model, not a curated record. The coding region runs from base 176 to 1942 and encodes 588 amino acids.
GCCGCAGUGAUGGCGGAGACAGGAGGAGACUGCUUCCUUGUUCCGCUCUGAGACUCUAAACUAAACAAUAGCCGGUUGUAUGUCGCCGUCAGAGGCUAAGCUCACAGCUGAGGACGCGGCGUGUUUAACGGAUCUUUCUCAGGUGUUUUACCAGCAGUGAGUCAGAAACAAGAGGAUGCCGUCGGCAGAGAUGGCAACAGCGGGCGGACUGAAGCAGUGCCGGCAGGCCCAAGAUCAGCUGGAGGACGCCAUCAGCGGCGUGAUGAAGGCCGAGCAGCAGCUGAGAGAAAACACCAGAGAGGUGCGUGCGGAGCUGCAGAGCUGUGUGAGCCGUCAGCAGGAAGCGCUGCGCUGCAGGGAGGUGUGGCUGUUGGGGCAGAUCGAGCUGCUGGAACAAGUGAAGACUGAAACUCUGCAGCAGCAGCUGCACCAGCUGCACCGGCUCAGAGGUCAGUUUGAUGUGAUCGUCCAUCAGCUGCAGAACUCAAACAGCAGCAAAGACCUGAACAACCAGCUGACCAGCUGCAUGGAGAAGUUAUCCUCUCUGAGUUUGACGCCAGAGGAAACACCUGAGAUGAGUUUCCGCGCCGACACUCGCUCUCUGAGGCUCGCCAUCACCUCGUUCGGCAGCAUCACGGCUCAGCUGGUGGAGGGCGUGUCCUCUCAGAGCUGUCCAAUCGCUGCCAAGAAACAGAAGAUGGAGGUUGGAGCUCUGGGUGACUGGCUGAUGGGAACUCCUCCAUCAAGCAGCGCUCCUAUUGGUUACCAGGGCAGCAAGGACCCUCAGGAUUGGCUGAUUGCACAGAAGGAGAGCAAGGUGAGUCAGAUUUCCUGUCCUGUGCUGGCCUCAAUGGACUUCCUGCAGGCCUGGGGUCAGCUCAGGGACCUGGAGGCUUGGGUCCUCCAGGACCAGACCGCCGCCAGCAGGGAGCGGACCUACAGCAGCUCCAGCUCCUCCUUCUCCAUCGAGAAGAUCGACGAAUCAGAGCUCGCCGUCGCUCCCGAGGAGGUGGAGGAGGAGGAGGAGAUGAGCGACUGGCUCAUCACCCCGCCCACUGUUGCCAUGGAGACCAUGUCAGACGCCGAGCGGUGGCGGCGGGUGUUGAAGCCGUUCGAGGAUGGCUGGUCGUCCAGCGAUUGGCUGCUGGGGUCGAGGCCCCCCGCCGCUGACUGCUCCUCCUGCUGCCAGACCACCAAGGCCCUGGAGAUCGAGAACCUGGGCCAGCUCAAGUGCCUAAAGACCCCGCCUGCCUCCCCCGAGUCCCCGCCCACGCCGGCGGCUCUGGAGGCAUGGCUACAGCAGGUGGUGCCGGUGCAGCAGAACUGCAGGGGCAACGAGGUCUGCUCCUCCUACGCCGACUGUGUCUGUGACGAGAACUGUGGGAGGGACGCUCUGAGCCACUGGCUCCUCCAGCAGGACGGACGGGACAAAAACGGGGUCCCAGUAGACCAGCACGCCAACAUGGACACCACGCCAACCACCAAGCAUGCCACGGCCACCACGCCUGCCUCAAAGAACGCCACGCCCACCCUGCACCACCGGGAGCAGGAACAGAAGGUCCAGGCCAUCCUGGAGGCCUGGCUCCACCCCUCCAACACCACCUCCCUCUCUGGCUGGGUGGUUCCUGAGGAGGAGAAGGCCAGCAGGGAGGAGCACAGCUCCCAGUUCAAGCCUUCUUCCUCUUCCUUCUACUCCUCCUCUUCCUCCUGCUUGUCCCCGUUCCAGAGCCCUCUGGAUCCAGAUCUCUGGGUGAUUCCAGGACAAACUCGGGAGUCAGGAGGUCAGCCCAGCGCAGCAGCAGAGGAGGACAAAUGGCUGCUGAAGAAGAGGAGUCAAGCUCAGGAGCGUCUUGCGAUGCCGUCCGUCUGUGACCUGUUCUCCUGUAUGAAGGUGGGCGGAGACAAAGAGAAGUGGCUGCACAGAGCUGCUGAACAGAUGUGACGACGAUGAAGAUGCUUCUUCUUCUUCUUCUUCUCUCUUCUGGGAGUCACUUUAUCGCUGAUCAGCGCACACGACCGCAACAAUCUAACCAACGCCGCCGCCGCUGCCGCCGCCUUCUUUCGCUGAGCUCUCCUCCAAUCAUGAUCAAGUACCCACCGAUCAAUGUUUCUCCAAACUCUCUCAAGUUAGUGUGACUCACGGGUCGUAGAGCUUUCAGCUGCGUCUCACUGGCUUCAUCAGCUCAGGUGUUAAUUUAACAAUACAUGAAACAUGAGACAGAAGAGAGCGGCUGGAAUCAGACGAUACCGAAUUAGUUUCACUAAAAUGAAUGAAACUAUUAAUCGAUUAUCAAACAAGUUGAUUGAUAAGCUUCAUUAUCGUCAACAUGUCCCAGAAUGCAUUUCAUCAGCUGAUCCUGACUGGAGGAGACGGGGCGGAGCUUGAGGGGACAGGGUGAGGUUGAAGGGGCGGGGCUAAACAUGUGGUGGGCGGGGUUAAAAUUAGACAUAAAGUAGCUUUUAUUUUAAUGGAGCUUGUUUUUAUGAUUUCACUUUAUUUCUUCAUUUAACAGAAUAAUGUUGUUUUUAUUCUUCUCUUGUUUUUCUGUCAAACUGCUCCACUGCAAAGAUCUACUUCCUGUCCAGACUGCACGCUGCUCGCAUCACGACUGACGCUGUGCUCUGCACAUGCUCAGUAGGGAUUCUGACGCACUUUAAAGUCUCUUUUCAUAAAUAUAUAAGCUUCAAAGAUUAAAACUUAAUAACUCAAAGAUUUAUAACGGAGUCAGAAUGAGCUGCAGUACUGCAAGUGACCUCCAGCUGAGUGGAGGCGCUGCAGUACUAUUCUGUUAAUACAUUUAUUAAUAGGUGUAUUAAUAGAUUUAUUAAUUCUGGUCCUCCGACCAUCAGUUCUCCCACAAUGUUUGAUUAAUAUUAUUGUUAUUAUUAUUUUAAAGCGUGUAUAAAGUGUAAACAGUGUGAGAGGAAACAGCUGUUGGAUCUUUCAAAUUAAAAGCUUCUGUUUCUAUGCCCUGAGUUGAGUCUGCAGGCAGACCUCUCAUUUGAUUGGUGGAACCUGUCAUAUGUCGUAACACCACAUUGAAGACUCAGUUCAGGGCAGAAAACACAUUUCUAAAAUCUACAGAAUAAAUAACUGUUUCCCAGAAUGCCGUCUGGUGGAAGCGUCCUGCAGUCUGUUCGGUCACAUGACUCUGCAGUCAGCAGUGAUUGGUGCUUUUUAUUGAAGCUCUAGUGUGAUGAUUUUGUGGGGGCGGGGCUUCUGUCAUAUAGAGCUGUGAUGUCAUCAGUAAUCUCUGUGAUUCUCUACAGUAAUAAAACAUGCUGACAUCA